This is a messenger RNA of Pogoniulus pusillus (Red-fronted tinkerbird), 6456 nucleotides long. RefSeq names its product CBFA2/RUNX1 partner transcriptional co-repressor 3 (gene CBFA2T3). Gene Ontology annotation, molecular function: transcription corepressor activity. Gene Ontology annotation, biological process: DNA-templated transcription; negative regulation of DNA-templated transcription. Gene Ontology annotation, cellular component: nucleus. The transcript has 12 exons. Bases 431 to 2245 code for a protein of 604 amino acids. The record is from RefSeq and is a predicted model, not a curated record. Lineage: Eukaryota; Metazoa; Chordata; Aves; Piciformes; Lybiidae.
GCGGGCGGCCCGGCCCGGCACGGAACGCGGCCGCGGGUCCCCCCAUGGCCGCGACGCGGGGCCGGAGGAUGCGCCGCCGGGCAUCAAGGAGGGGGUGAACCGGCCCCGCGGAUUUACCGUCAUCUGCACGCCAGCCCUUCAUCGCUCCUACCGGUUGAGGGGAGGGGGGGGGGGAAACGUUUCAACCCCCCCUCCCGGGGCUGGCGGCCCCCGGUGGCCCCGGGAGCGGCGAGAGGCGGCGGGCAGGUGCCGGAGGCAGCUGCCGCCGCGGGGCCCCGUUCCGACCGCACCGCCCUUAACGGGGCCACCGGGGCCGCCGCCACCGGGGACCGCUGCCGGUUCUGCCCGCUCCCACCGGUCACUGCCUUGGGACUUACCUCACGUCUCCGCCACACCUCAGGACGACACGGCGGGGACGCAGGCCGCCACCAUGCCCGACUCGCCGGCGGACAUGAAGACGCAGCCCAGGGCCACGCCACCCAGCAUGCCUCCGCCGCCACCGACCGUCACGCAGGGAGCCACCCGCCACCCCUCCUUCACGCCAAGCACCAAUCGAGACGCUGGCCCUCCGACGUUUCUGCCUCGCGGCCGUUUUCAUGGUUGCUUGAAAUGGUCGAUGGUCUGUCUUUUGAUGAAUGGGAGCAGCCACUCACCAACUGCCGUCAAUGGGGCCCCAUCCACUCCCAAUGGGUUCAGCAACGGGCCAGCCACCUCCUCCACUGCCUCCCUGUCCACCCACCAGCUGCCCCCGGCCUGUGGUGCCCGCCAGCUCUCCAAGCUCAAGCGUUUCCUCACCACGCUGCAGCAGUUUGGCAAUGACAUCUCCCCUGAGAUCGGGGAGCGGGUGCGGACCCUCGUGCUGGGGCUCGUGAACUCCACUCUUACCAUUGAGGAGUUCCACGCCAAGCUUCAGGAGGCCACCAACUUCCCGCUGCGACCCUUCGUCAUCCCCUUCCUCAAGGCCAACCUGCCCCUGCUGCAGCGGGAGCUGCUGCACUGCGCCCGCAUGGCCAAGCAGACCCCAGCCCAGUACCUGGCCCAGCACGAGCAGCUGCUGCUGGACGCCAACGCCUCCUCCCCCAUCGACUCCUCCGAGCUGCUGCUGGAGGUGGGCGAGAGUGGCAAGAGGAGGACACCAGACAGGACCAAAGAGAACGGUUUGGACCGAGACCCUCUACACCCUGAGCACCUCAGCAAGCGGCCGUGCACCAUGAGCCCAGCUCAACGCUACAGCCCCAGCAAUGGGCUGAGCCACCCCCCCAAUAACGGGCUGGGGCACCCCCCCAAUGCCCCUCCUUUGCCCCAGCACUACCGGCUGGAGGAUAUGGCCAUGGCACACCACUACCGUGACACCUACCGGCACCCCGACCCCCGGGAGCUCUGCGAGCGCCAGCGGCCUGCCGCAGUGCACGGGACACGUCAGGAGGAGGUGAUCGACCACCGGCUCACUGACCGGGAGUGGGCAGAGGAGUGGAAACACCUCAACAAUCUGCUGAACUGCAUCAUGGACAUGGUGGAGAAGACGCGGCGGUCGCUGACGGUGCUGCGGCGGUGCCAGGAGGCUGACCGUGAGGAGCUCAACCACUGGAUCCGGCGCUACAGCGACGCCGAGGACAUGAAGAAAGGCAGCCCCCCCUCGGCACGCCCCCACAACAGCUCCUCCACCUCCGAGGCUCCCCAGUUAGAUGCUCACCGGGAGUUCACACCACGGCCCCUCUCCGGGUACAUGCCAGAAGAGAUCUGGAGGAAGGCUGAAGAAGCUGUGAACGAGGUGAAGCGCCAGGCCAUGUCCGAGCUGCAGAAGGCUGUGUCGGAUGCCGAGCGGAAAGCCCACGAGCUGAUCACGACGGAGAGGGCCAAGAUGGAGAGAGCCCUGGCUGAGGCCAAGCGCCAGGCUUCUGAGGAUGCCCUCACUGUCAUCAAUCAGCAGGAGGACUCCAGCGAGAGCUGCUGGAACUGUGGGCGCAAGGCCAGCGAGACCUGCAGCGGCUGCAACACCGCCCGCUACUGCGGCUCCUUCUGCCAGCACAAGGAUUGGGAGAAGCAUCACCAUGUCUGUGGGCAGACUCUGCAGGGGCUGCCAGCCCCCACCGCCCCCACCACUGGCGUGGGGCUACCACCAGGUCCGUGCCAGCCCGAUGGCAUGGCCACCAUCGCCAGCAGCCCCAGCGAGACGGGCUCGGCGGCCGCAUCCCGUGCCGGCACGCCAGCGACACCGGCUCCCUUGGAGAGCGCGUCCCGUUGAGCCUGGCCACCGCCACCACCGCUGCUACCGCCGCUCUCCAAGAGACUCAGACUGCACAGGGUGCAAUUUCCUCAGCUACCUGACUCGUGUGACCUCCGAAACGACCUCUCUAGCUCUCACAAAUAAUCCUCAUGGAUUCUCAAACUGGGCUUUAAGUGGAGUUCAGGCAAAUAACGGUCUUCUCUGUUCUCUCUUCGGUCUUUGUUUUGGCUUCUUCCUUCUUCAGUUGAUUGGGGAAUUGUGGUUCAGGGUUGGGAUUUUUCUUUGGUGGUAUUUGUUGGAUUUUCCUCUUUUUUUAUUUCCCCCCCUCCCCCCUCCCAAUUUUGUCUUUCUGGAUGAGGGAUGUGGCUGCAUGGCUGCAGCUACACCACACAAUGAUGUAGGGAGAUACCAAACCAGGUCCUGACCCACAUUGGCUCUGCCAUGGGUGUCGCUUGAAGGAAGAAAAAGGAAGAAAUGAAAUUUUUAUCAUUGUUUUUUUUAAUCUCAGCCUUUUUUUUUUUUUUUUUGGUGUGUGUGGUUUUGGCCUUUUUUUCCCCCUCUUUUUGGGUAAAAAUAAAAUAAAGAAAAUAAAAAAGAAAACGUCGGACUCUGGCUUUAAGUAAGAAAUUGUAAAGAGAUAAAAAAGAGUUUUUUAAAAAAGAAAAAAAAAACAGGAAAAAGAACAAAAAAAAACAGAAAGGAAAAAAAAACACAAAGAGAAAAAAAAACACAAAGAAAAAAAAAAGCAAAACACAAAGAAGAAAAGAAAAAUCCAAAAAGCAGACUCCGCCAAGUCGAGCCCGCGUGACGGACGCUCCUCACCUGUAACUACCUUUGCUAGCUAGCCAAGAACAGACCAGACUCACCUCUGCUCCAAAGGAAAUCCAAAACCAAGGAAGAUCCAAACGUCUCUCCACUGCCAAAGUUCGUUUCGUUCUGUUGUCGUUUCCUUCCCCCUCCCUGCAAGGCUGGACGGAUGCGCCCCCAGGGGCUUUAAAGAGUUUUUAUUCAAAUAAAGCAAAAAAAAAAAAAGAGUAAAAAAAAAAAAGGGUUUUUUUUGGGGGGGAGGUUUUUUGGGGGAGGGAGGUUUAAUAAAAGAAGCUCCCCCACAAGGCGUGCGUGGAAGGAGGGGAGGUGGUGUCUGAGAAUCGCCCUGGGUGGGCGCAGCUGGAGCUGGCACGUCUCUACCUCCGCCCGCCGCCACCCUGGGAAAAGAGAAUGGAAAAAGAGGAUAAUAAAAGAGAUAAAAAGACAGAUUUUUGGGGUUCUCCCUUCUCGAAGUCGUCGGGGGGCUGCCCAUGGCUGGAUGUCCCCAACCCCUCUCUGCCUGACUCCCCCCAUCUCCCUCAAGCCCCUCACUGCUGGGCUGCUCUUGGAUUUAUCCCACGCCGGAUUUAUUUUGCAAGGAUUUUAAAGAGGAAAACGAAAAAAAAAACUAAAGAGAAGGAAAAGGAAAGAGGAAAAAAAGGAAAAAGGAAAAAGGAAAGGGAGCUUCAGCUCCCCCCUGGCCAAGGAGGCAGCCAAGGCUGAUGCUGAUGGUGUUGCGGUUGUCACCUCACUGUACCAAGCACAGAGGACAGGAGUGCAAUACGGAAAGUCCCCCAGCUCCGAGGAGGAGGAGGAGGAGGAGGAGGGAAGCCCCGGUUGGGGCAGGAGUGCUGUCCAUUAAUGUGAAUGUAAAUAGUGUUCUGCAGAGGUCCAAAAAAUUAAUUAUUAUUAUUAUUAAUGAUGAUGAUGAUAGUGAUAAUAAUAAGAGACAUUUGCCAAAUAAAAAGGUGAUGAGGAGGGGCUGGAGGCUGUGGCAUGGGGCAGGGGGCUGGAGGUGAGCAGAAAGUGAGUGCUCAGAGGAACCAUUGGUUUUCUGUGUUGGCAAAAAUCCAUCCUGUGUGUUUUCCAUAGUGGGGGAAGAGGAAGAAAGGGUUUGGGCCAGGACCGUGGUGGUGCCAGUCACCCAGAGGACCAGUUGCAGUUAUUUACUGUGAUGGCUGUGCCAUGCUGUGCCAUGGCAAGGGGCUCGGUGCAUUGGACACCCCCAAAGUGAUGGUACCAGCCCCGUGCCACCGGCACUAAGUCCUGCUGCAGGUUUCUGCACACACUGAGACCUUGGUGCAUCCUUCCCAGGGGGUUCUGUGCAUGACAAGGUCUUGGUGGAUCCUUUCAAGAGGCUUUUGUGCAUCCCCCUGAGGGGGACUUCGUGCACCCUGAGACCUUGGUGCAUCUCCCAAGGGGGGUGCUGUGCAACUGAAGAUCUCAUUGUAUUCCCACCAGGAGCAUUCUAUGCAACCCAAGACCUUGCUGCAUCCCCUGAGGCAGGUUCUGUGCACCCCAAUGUCUUGGUGCAUCCUCUUGGUGGGGUUUUGUGCACCCCAAGGUCUCGGUGCAUCCCCUCCAGGGGGAUUUUGGUGGCUCCCAAGACUGGGAGUUUGCCCAGGUGCCCCUUGAGCGGCCAUUCACUUUAUUUAUGGUGUGACAUAUGUGAUAUUGUCUAUUUUUCUUACAUUUCCUGAGAAGAGGUAAUAUAUAAGAGUAUUGCAGAUGCACCUGCUGGGGGUAUCCAUCCCAUCCCUGCCCUUCCCACCACAUGUGUCCCCGUGUGUCCCCAUCUGUCCCUGGCCCCUCUCUGCACCAGGGCUCUGCCUCUCUACCUCCACCUCACCAGGAAAUCAUGGACGAGAGCAUCCCCACAGCAUCUGCUCUCGUUUCCACUCCCUUCUGGUUUGCUUUUAAUUUGUAUUUUACUUCUUUCUUUUUUAUUUGGUUUGGUUUUUUUUAACUACUAAGACAAAUAUCCAACCUUGCAUUCAAACCCAAAGCCGAGGGAGGGAGGGGACAGGUGGCACAGCUUUAGCAGUCAUCCAAACCAGAAUGACAGCUUUAAAGUGUAAUAUUUCCCCAAAUAAAUAAAGAUAAAAAUAGUGGUGGUGGGAGGAAGGCAGUGGUGGGGUGGCUGUGGGGCUAGAGCCAUUUGGACAUGGAGGGAACCAUGGUGGCCAGGGAGUGAUGGGUGCUUCAGUGGGGUUUCUCUCCAAAAUGGUGUUUGGGCAUCAGAGGCCAGGGGACACAUGGCCCAUAAUGUGUCUUUUGGUGGCUUUGUGGCAUCCUGAGAGAUGGUUGUUGGAUGAGCCGCAUGGUGCUGGUGGCAGAGGGACAUGUUGGUGGCUGUAUGGCAACUUGGGGACAUGGGAUGCCAAGGUCACCAGUCACAGUCCUCUGACAGAUCAGAACCCUGUGGCCACCUGCAGCACCUCUUUGUGGAUUUCAUCCCCACUAUCAUGGCUGGGGCCAGUGCUGAUGGCCUGGGGACAGCCUGGCAAGGUACAACUCCCUAUAGGGAGGUAGAGCCCUGAGUGCUGACUGUGGUACCAGGCUGAAGGAGGUGGCAGGAGAGAUGUGUCUCCCCUCUGGUGCCAAGCAUGGUACUAGGGCCUAAUCCCUGGUGGGUGAGGGUCUCUCCAGCUCCUUCCUCGUGUUCCCAAUCCAAAAUUCCAGCUGAAACCAAAGUACCAUGCACCAGUGGGGCUGGACACCCUGGCAUGGGAGUCCCACACCUGCCUGGGCUCUGCUCCAUCACUGCCCAAGCCCCUCACAGCCCCUUGCAGCCUCUCCUUGCCCUCAUUCAGAGCCAGACAGGACCCCCCUUCUCCUAGAGGUGUCCUCAUGGAUCCUGGUGGGUUUUAGUCUGGGGACAAGAUGUCACCUUGUUCCCAGGUCCCAGAUACUGUGUUGGGGUGUCCCCACCAUGAUGGCAGCUCUGGGGGGCUCCUCCAAUGCCAGAAAAUGCCACAGCCCUGAGAGGAAGGUGUUGUGCCACUGUCCCCAUCUUGCUUAUGGCUGCAUGGGCAGCACCAGUACCCCGGGCCCAGUGUUACCAUGGCAGAUUUGGGGAUGGAGACACUUAGGGUGGCAUGGGGUUCACCAGAAGGGCUGGAAACCAGACCCACUCACCAGCACCAGGUGGGCAUGGGGGUGAUAAACCAGAGUUCCUCACCAGUGCCAGUUGGGCACAGUGGCAGCCUGCCCUGCCCCUCCAUGUGGGUUUUGGGGGGAGGUCAGCCCAGAGAGAUGACAUGGUAGGAUUUUCCUUCGGCAUGCCGUCCCCCCUCCCCUUGCUGUUCCCCGCUUUCUCUACGUGUACUGUAUGUUUGACCUGUGAAAGAUGUAAACUUUAUGAUUCAGGUUAUGUCUGUUCUUAACUCUGUAUCUGUGUAAUAAAGACAAUUUAAUAUCAA